GAUAUCCAAUCCCUUGUAACUCAGGAUAACAUUCCACAGGGAGGUGGCAUGUCCUUGCUCAAGGGAAUACUUUUGCUCAGUCUUUGUGAGAAGGUGAUGCUCUGAAUACAAGUGCAUGCAGGAGUGUGACCCAGUGUUCCAGGGGCUCUCAGACCAUCUCUUGGGCUGCCACAGGAUUCAGGGAAACACUGCUUUAGACGACAGUUGUUUGAAACGUCAACCUUUCCUUCAAAGUGCAGAGUACAAUCAUGGAAUCCUUUAGGCUGGCUAAGACCUUUGAUAUCAUAUAGUGCAGCCCUUAACCAAACACUACCCAGGCUGCUGCUAUACCAUGUCUCUCAGCACCACAUCUGCACAGCUCCAGUAAUGGUACCACUGCCCGAGACAGGCCACCUCAGGGCACGACGACCUUUUUGGGGAAGUUUUUCCUAAGUCCAACUUAAAUCUCGCUUAGUGCAACUUGAGGCUGUUUCUUCUCACCUUGAGGAUGACCGACUGCUAAUUUGCUACCAUCCAUCUGGGACUGCUGUGCGAGGGUUGGGUUGAACUGAGUUAACCCAUGUGGCUACCUCACGGAGCUCACUGAACGCUGUCGGCGAGUAACCACGACACACGCGGCCUGAGCCGCCCAAGCGCAGUGUAGCGAGUACCGCAGCUGGACACGUUAAUCCGCGUCACCGGGACCCGUUUGGCCCGGCCCCGGCCCGGCCCUCGUCUGGGCGGAGGCAGCGGUGUGGCCCGGCCCCUCAGACCGGCGGCCAUUUUAGGGGCACAGGAGCGAGCCGGCGGUGUGCGGCGCCCUCUGCUGGUUCCCCUCUCGCAGAGCUGCUGUGAGGGGGCCAUGAAAUGUGUUUUCGUCACCGUGGGCACCACCAGCUUUGACGACCUGAUCGCGACCAUCUGCUCCCCGGUGACCCUGCAGGUGCUGCAGAGCCGCGGCUACGAGAAGCUGGUGCUGCAGGUCGGGCGGGGCGAGCUGAACCCGGUGCUGCCCAGCAGCCCGCCCUUGGCGGUGGAAAUCUUCCGCUUCAAGGACUCGCUGGCCGAGGACGUGCGGAGAGCAGACCUGGUCAUCAGCCACGCAGGUGCAGGUAGCUGUCUGGAGACACUAGAAGAAGGAAAACCACUAGUAGUAGUAAUAAAUGAAAAGCUGAUGGACAACCAUCAGCUUGAACUGGCAAAACGACUCCACAGAGGUGGCCAUGUCUUCUGCUGUAAUUGCAGCACUCUUGUGGAGACACUGCAGUCCAUGGAUUUGUCAACUUUGAAACCUUUUCCUCCUGGACAGCCAGAAAAGUUUGCUUUAUUUUUGGAUAAUGUUUUUGGGUUUCAAAGGACCGAGGGGCUGGAGGCAAAAAGACCCUCAAGGCUCUCCGACAGCCCUUGCAACUCGUUAGGCAGGUAUCGGAGGUCUUCACGGACGUCGUACUGUAGCUGGUGCAAUAGACAGCUCCUAAGAGCGGCCCGCGGGCUCAGCGGGAGAGCACUGCUCGCAGCUGGCUUUUGGGCAGCUCGUGGGCGCGGGGAAGCGGCCCCAGCUGCGGCAGCGCGGCAGGCUCCGUGGGUGCGGAAGGGGAAGGGAGAUGCCGGGGGUCGGGCCGAGCCGCCCGGCGCAGGUGGGCGCGUUGGGCGCGGGCCCUCAUUAGCAGCCAUCUGCGCCCGGCUGCCGCGCGCCUGGCUGCCCCGCGCCCCGCAGCGCCUCGCGCCCGGCGCGGAGCUGCUGUUUCCCGCCUCUGCCGUUGCUGCCUCCGGCACUGCCGCCCCUGCCCCAGGGAAGAUGCAGAAGGGCUGGAAGAAGUACUUCGGGCAGAAAUCCUUCAGCGAGGUGGCCAUGGACGAGUAUCUGGGCAGACUGGGGCUGUACCGUAAGAUGACGGCCAAGGACGCCUCCUGCCUCUUCCGAGCCGUUUCGGAACAGCUGUUUUCAUCUCAAAUUCAUCACAUGCAAGUUAGGAAAGCUUGUGUCUUGUUUAUGAGGCAACACCAGUAUAAGUUCGCUUCUUAUGUGGAAGGAUCAUAUGAGAAAUACCUUGAACGCCUAGGAGAUCCAAAGGAAAGUGCUGGACAACUGGAAAUGAGUGCUUUGUCAGUGAUGUACAAGCGAGACUUCAUUCUAUAUCGAUACCCUGGAAAGCCACCCACCUAUGCUACAGACAGUGGUUUUGAAGACAAGAUUUUACUGUGUUGUUCCAGCAACAGCCAUUAUGACUCGGUGUACACAAAACAAUUCCAGGAAGAUGCUGCCAUUUGCCAGGCUGUACUAUAUGAGAUUCUGUACAAAGAUGUGUUUGGCAUGGAUGAAGAAGAAUUAAGGUCUGCAGUUGAGCUGUUUCGAAGUGGGUCCAAGAAGAACAGAAACAGUGGCUCUGCAGGAAGUGAGGAUGCAAACUUUGAUUGUCUUCAUGAAAAAGUAUCCAGAAAUUCAUCAGAAAAGAGAGCAGACAAGUGGGAAGGAAAUGAGACUGACAAUCCACAGGAAGAUAAGUUCAAACAAGGGAUUGAAGAAGAAAAGCCUCCAGAAAAUCCAAAGAUGCCCGUUCCUUAUAAAGUGCUGAAGGCACUGGACUCUGAGAUCUAUCGAAAUGUGGAGUUUGAUGUUUGGCUGGACAGCAGAAAAGAGCUUCAAAAAACUGACUACAUGGUGUUUGCUGGGAGACAGUACUAUGUAGGAGACAAGUGUCAGGUACGACUGGAGCCUGGAGGUAAGUAUUACAAUGCUCAUAUCCAGGAGGUUGGGCAGGAUGGCAGCACGUUGACUGUAUUCGUUGAGGAGCUGGCAGAAAAGCAUACAGUUCCUUUGGCAGACUUAAAACCAGUGACCCAGGUAACCCCUGUCCUUGCUUGGAAUAUGGUUCCCAGUCGAAAGGGAGGAACCUAUCAGAAGAUGACAGGUGGAUACUUCUCAGCAUUAGAAAUGGAUAUGAAAACAAGAAAAAGAAUGCUGAAGAAAAUUCGUGGGAAGGAACUCUUUAUGGCUGUGGCUUACAGCAGGGGUCAGCCAGUCCUUCCACCUCGUCUACAGCACAACAUUCCUUCUGGGCGCUCUCCAGUUCAUCUGUCACAAGGUGGUGGAAACAUGUCACCUUACGAACCUUAUCACCCUCAGCACCCUCCUCAGAGACACAGCCAUGGAUUUGGGAUGCCAAGCUUAUACAGCCGGAGCCGCCGUCAUAUGCAGUAUGUAAAUAAGGAAUGUCGGUAUGGGUUUGUACCAGGGAAUGGAGAGGACCUGCAAGCACCAGAAGAAGCUGCAGCUUUCUAUGAAAUUGAAGGAGGCGAUGAUGCUGCUUUUCCUACUUUACCAAGCCAGGGUAACCCUCCUAUCGUCCAUGGUCCAGCAGGAUUUUGGGUAGCAAGGAGAGGCCCAAACUCUGUUCCACCUAACAAGCAGACCCUGAAUUCCUCAGAGGAGGAAGAAGAAACAAGUGAAAAUGGGAAAUUUCGUGAAGAAUUUAUCUAUGCACCUCCAGAUCCUGACUGUGAAAGCGCAGCAGUGUUUAAUUCAGCAGAACCUACAACCAACUUGGAGGAAGGGUUGGUCUCUGUGUCACCUCAAGAUGGAGUGGCUUCCUACGGCUAUCCACAGAAGGCGAUGAACUCGGCAUCAGUCUCAGCCUCAACAGGUGUUUAUGCUGCUCCAGCGGCAGGUUUCUCAAAUUCUGUUACCUCCACUCCAGCCAGUGUCACAACAGCAGUUCCACCCCAAACAGCAGUCCAGCCAGUCAUAAUAUCUCCCCUUUCCAUAGGGAGGCCAGCAGUUUCUUCGGUGCCAAUCCCAGUUUACUCAGCUCCUCUUUCUCCAGUCGGUGAGGUGGGAGAAGCUGGUGCCACUCUUCCGCCUUACUCUUGUGACCCCAGUGGCAGUGAUCUGCCCCGAGAUACAAAAGUCUUGCGGUAUUAUUUUAAUCUGGGAUUGCAAUGUUGUCAUCAGAGCUACUGGCCUUCCAUGGUGUACAUACAGCCAGUGCUGCCACCUUCACCUGUGGAAGUUUAUCCAGGAUAUGCUGAGCCGGCUCCUGUCCUAGAUCAGUCAGUACCUCAGCUUUAUGGUGAUGCUGGGCGAACUGAAGUCCACCAAGUUCCCUUGGAAGCAUCUGCAAAUGGUAACUUUCAAAAUAUGGAGCCUCCACCUCUGUCCUACGGGCCAGUCUAUUACCCAGUGGUGUCAGAUCCCUUCAGCCAGCAGUCUGUUCCUGGGAUGGAUUCUUUAGUACCUGCUUAUCGCUAUGUUAGUACCUGGCACACAAUAAACCCACCAUAUGGAAAUUCUCCCCAGACUGCUAAUGCUGUAAGUUCUGGACCACUGCCCCAAGUCAGCUACAUUGCCUCACCUAACCCUGCACCUCAUGACAUGCCUCAAGGAAUGUAAAUCCUUGCUCACUUCUUGCCCUUGGUUUCUCUUGCUUCUUCUUAGUCAGCUAUAUAUUAAUAUUGUUAAUGUUACCCUGUCUUCUUGGGUCAGAUUGUUUGAUUCAACUGCAAUCAAAUUUCAUGUUUCUCCUGUAGGUUUAAGGUGUUGAUUCAGUCAAUUAUGUAGGAACGCACAGGAGAGGAGGGUACACAAACUACUGUAGGGAACACAAAGCUUCAGUUUGACUUCAUAAAGUAUGUGCCAAAACAUUUCGUUGUCACUAAAGGAAUGUCACAUCAUGUACCUCUGGGAGGGGGUGGGGUUGCACUGAAACACAGACACCUGGUUCUUGUUUAAGCACUGAAAUAGGUAGCUGUUAGAACUAGGGUUAAAACUGCGCACAGGGCUGUUAAGAGGAUGGAAAUUGCUUACUCGGACUUUAAAACUUCUUUGCCUCUAGUGGUCACACUUUUGUAAUAGCUGUGUUACUACUGUCAUUGUGCACAGGGUUCAUGACCUCUGAAAGUAUAAGAAUCCUGUUCUGAUCUGGUGUAUAUUUGUAAGAUUUGUUUUGUGAAAGCUGUAGCACAAAUGGUGGCAGGCUUGGUGGUUUUUGGUUUUUUUUGCACUGAUAGCACAAAAUAAAGGCAUUGAACACAUGAAAA
This is a messenger RNA of Pogoniulus pusillus (Red-fronted tinkerbird), 5016 nucleotides long. RefSeq names its product ALG13 UDP-N-acetylglucosaminyltransferase subunit (gene ALG13). Gene Ontology annotation, biological process: dolichol-linked oligosaccharide biosynthetic process. The record is from RefSeq and is a predicted model, not a curated record. The transcript has 28 exons. NCBI's taxonomy places the organism in Eukaryota, Metazoa, Chordata, Aves, Piciformes, Lybiidae. Bases 842 to 4369 code for a protein of 1175 amino acids. Gene Ontology annotation, molecular function: hexosyltransferase activity.